AGAAACAAACACAACAAGAGAUGGCCAGGAUUUUUAAAAUAAUAGGAAGAAGAGGACAUCAGGAACAAACUGGUACUUGAAGAGGUAAAUCUCUAAAAAGGUCUGAGUGCUUUGAGCUCACACAACUACCUCAGGACACUGCAGAAAGCAGGAGGGAGAGGAAGAAAGACAGAGAGGGAGAGCGAGCAAGUGAGCAAGAGAGACGGCGCACUCUUUUGCUGCUACAACGGAUCCUUUCCACAUCGACGCUGCUGUUAACGUCACGCCUGUAAGCCGCGCUUGCCCGGCGCUUGCCUCCUCUGCCUUGCUUCUUUACCCAGUUAGACGCAGCCUUAGCAAGGGGGUGCUGAUCACCACAAGAGGAAGAGGAGAGAGAAAAAGACCUGGAAACAAGAAGAAAGAAGCCAGAGAGGGGGGAGAAACUGGGCACCAUCCCUUCUCCCUCUAACCCACCUCGAUCAACCCAGCUACGAUACCCCCACUCCUCCGAACACCCCCUUCCAUCCCCCACCCAACUCUCCUUUUGAAGAAAUUGACGGAUUAUUGGGAAGUGCACAGGAGGCAGGCAGCAGCUGCUGCUGCGUGUGCUCGCUACUGCUGCUGUGUGCUUUGCAGGGAUGGUGCGUGUCCGUUUGCAACUGCUGCUGCCGCAACCAUGGCUGUCGAGGCUGGAGCGUGUGGCUAGUUAAGAGGACUAAGAAGCUAAUGAAGGCAGAGCGUGUCAUCUAGCCUUUUCAACCCUGCCAACAGCUCCAGAGGAAAGAAAAGACUAUUCAAAUCAAGUGGACUUUAUCGAUAAAGGAACUAAGGAGGGGGGGAAAGCAUGCCUGAGAAGGAGAAGGGCUGUCAGGAGGACUGAACAACCGAUUGACUCCUAAAAAGUGAGAGGAGGACUGCACAGCUGGGAGAAUGUCUGUUUUGAAUUGUUUUCCUAAAGCUUGUUAACAUCUUUCCGAAUCACUGCGAACAAAAGGCAAAGAACAUUGCAGAGGACUGGAAUUUUCUGUCUCUAUCUUCAAUCUACAGCUACACCAUUCUGUGAUUUUUUAUUUUAUUUUUAUUUUUGCUGCCUCUGGUUUCUGUGCACAAAAGAUUUGUGCAUGUGUGUUCCUGCGGUCACCUAUACUAUGGAGACUUGGACGCAGGGUUUAACAGGAGUAUCAACUGUCGGAUUCCAAGGACAAGCGAGAGAAGAGGAGUCGACAACGAGAAGCAAGCCGGGGAGCACCGCUGCUUUAGGAGCCUGACUGGAUUCCUUUCUGUUGUCUUUUUACUUUUUUCUCUUUAUCAGUCCAUAAAGGAAACAAAAACCUUCACAAAAGGCCUUCGAACCUUACUCUUUGGAUGUACGGAUUUACAAAAAGGGCUCAUCUUGGUUAAGCUCUUUGGCAUUGACACCAAUUUUAUCAGAGCAAAAAAAAAAAAAGGUUUUCUUUGCUGCUCUUGGAUAUAAAUACAUCUGAUGUGAAAACCGCAGCUCUGUCUGAUUGCAAAAGGAGGGAAGCUAUUUAUCUCAGUUCAAGGACCUGUAAUAAUAACUUGAGGUAGGUGUCUAGUGUUUCAACCCCUCUCUGCAUCAAUUUCUUACACUAUCCGCCCCAGUCUUGUAACAGUAUUGUAGCUGCUUUAUUUGCAAUCAUGGUUUUCUCAUACACAUGAUUCAGAAAAACAUUGAUCUCCCAACCCUCCCUCAUCCUUUGGACUUUUGACCGUUCAUGGAAAUAUAAACACUACUUAAGUGAGGACAGGUCAAGUCUGCCAUAUUCCCUAUAUUCAGUUUCUUUAAUACAUUGAUCCCCUUAUCAGAAUCACAAGCCACCCACUUACUAUUCUCGUCACCAAACCCAACCAACACCUGCCCACCACACCCCCAUCCUGCCCCCCAGAUGAUGCUGAAUUAUGAAUGUGCCACAUCAUGAGUCUCCUGGGGCGGGUAGCUGCACAACGUGCCAGAAAAGCCGCCCUGCUCUGUGUAGUCUUCCUGAUGGCGCGAGCGUGGAGCAGCGCCUCCCUGGCCUUGGUGGGGGCGGCAGUCUCUUUAGGACCCCAAGGCUGUCCACCCCAGUGUUCCUGCAGUAAUCAGCAGGGGAAAGUGGUGUGCACCCGACGGGGUCUAACACGUGUGCCCCCUGGAAUUCCUGCCAACACGCGACACCUCAAUCUAAUGGAAAACGCCAUUGAAGCGGUGCAGGCUGACUCAUUUCGCCAUCUGCACCACCUUGAGGUGCUCCAGCUUGGGCGAAAUGCCAUAAGAAAGAUUGAGGUGGGCGCCUUCAAUGGAUUGACGAGCCUCAACACAUUAGAGCUGUUUGACAACCGAUUGACAGUUGUGCCCAGUGGGGCUUUUGAGUACUUGUCUAAACUAAGAGAACUGUGGCUGAGGAACAAUCCGAUCGAGAGCAUUCCAUCCUAUGCCUUCAAUCGGGUGCCCUCACUUAUGAGACUGGACCUGGGAGAGUUGAGGAAACUGGAGUACAUCUCAGAGGGAGCCUUUGAGGGCCUGCAAAACCUCAAGUACCUCAACCUGGGAAUGUGCAACAUAAAAGGUGAUAUGCCAAACUUGAGUCCCCUAAAGGGCCUGGAGGAGCUAGAAAUUUCUGAAAACCUGUUCCCAGUGAUAAAGCCAGGUUCCUUCAGAGGUCUACGCUCUCUAAAAAAGCUAUGGGUGAUGAACUCUCAAAUCACAGUCAUAGAACGAAAUGCUUUUGACGACCUAUCAUCGCUGGUGGAGCUCAAUCUUGCCCAUAACAACCUGAGCGCUGUGCCACAUGAUCUUUUCUCCCCGCUCAGGUACCUGGUGGAGCUUCACCUUCACCACAACCCUUGGAACUGUGGCUGUGAUGCAGUAUGGUUAGCACGCUGGCUAAGAGAGUACAUCCCUACAAAUUCAACUUGCUGUGGACGUUGUCACUCACCUGCCACCAUGAGAGGACGACAACUAGUUGAGGUGGACCGUGGUGAGGGUGCUGCUGUCCAGUGCUCUGCACCAUUCAUCGCGGAUGCACCACGGGAUUUAAACAUCUCAGCAGGGAGAGUUGCUGAGCUUCGUUGUCGCACAGCUCUAAUGUCUUCAGUGCGCUGGCUUCUACCUAAUGGGACUAUCCUGACACAUGCCUCUAGCCACCUUAGAAUAUCAAUCCUUAAUGAUGGCACGCUUAAUUUCUCUAACGUCCUGGCAUUAGACACAGGCACUUAUACCUGCAUGGUGUCCAAUGCAGCUGGGAACUCCAAUGCUUCAGCGUACCUCAAUGUCAGUGCAGCUGAGCUGAACACGUCUAACUUGAGUUACUUUACCACAGUGACUGUAGAAGUCUUUGGUCCAACCACUGAGAUGCCAAAACCUAAGACUACUACAACCCCAGCUGCUGCAGGUGCUGGGGUUGCUGGAGGAGGGGGAGUGGGCUUUGGGACGACAACUACAACUGCCUCCCCUUCUGUUUUUCAGCCAGUCUUCAUCUCAACGCCAACAGUGCUGCUACAAAACACUGACAGUCCAGACAAUGCAGCUAAAUCAUCCGUGUCACCGGGACUCAGAGGUGCCACUAGCAAACCAGGCAAGUCUGGUCCUAGUUUGGAUGAAGUGAUGAAGACGACUAAGAUCAUAAUUGGUUGCUUUGUUGCUGUGACACUACUGGCUGCAGUUAUGUUGAUUGCCUUUUACAAACUGAGAAAGCGCCACCAGCAGAGGAGCACAGUGGCAGCUGCCCGUACAGUUGAGAUUAUUCAGGUGGAUGAGGAGGACCUUCCACCACCAGCAUCUGCAGCUCAAGAGUCAUCGCUCACAUUGCCUGAAAUUCGGGACCAUAACAGCAUACACAAAUUGGACUUCAUCAGCCACAAGACUGACUACAGCUUUCAUCAGCCUAAGGUUGAAUACAAACCCCAGUCUAAUUUUACUCUACACAAGCCGAAGGCUGAAUAUACUACAUACAAGCCAAAUAUGGACUUCAGUGGCCACAAAUCCAUUGCAGAUUACAACACACACAAAACACCAGAUUUUAGCCUUCACAGACCAAAGCCUGACUGCAGCCCAUUUAGGCAAGACUACAGCAUCCACAAAUCUAAAUCAGAGUACAGUCCAUUUAAAUCAGAUUUUGGCACACACCCAAAGGUUAAAACAGAUUACAGCCCUUUCAAAUCAGAUUACAGCACUCAUCCUAGGCAAAGAACAGACUUUAGCCCAUUCAAACGAGACUACAGCACCCAACCGAAGCCCAAACAUGACUACAGUCCACUGAAAUCAGACUACAACACACAGCAUAAACCUAAAGCUGAAUACAGUCCAUUCAAGCCUGAGUUUGGGACUCAGCCAAGAUCUAAACCCGACUACAGCCCAUUCAAGCCCGACUACAGCACUCAGCCCAAAUCCAAAAUAGACUACAAUACCCAGAGAGUGAAAACAGAAGUUACCUACAAAACCAAGGACCAUUACACCCCUCAUAAGACUGCAACUGAUUACAGCGCCUUCAAGCCUGAAUUCAGUCCCCACAAAGUGGAUUACAGCGCCUUCAAGUCUGACUUUAGUCCACAUACUCAGAGACCUCAAGUUGAUUACAGUCCCCAUAAAAUGGACUACAGCCCCCAUAAGGUGGAGUACAGCACUCUAAAGCCCAAGUACAACACCUAUAAACCGAGUGGCCAAGGGGCUAAAUGGACAGACAACAAUGUUGGAAACUCUUUGCCUCGAACCCUGCCCAGCACCAUCACAGCUAUGGCUGAGCCCUAUGCCAUAAAAACUCAUACCAAGGAGAAAGUGCAGGAGACUCAAAUUUAAAGAGGCCCCAUUGCCCCAAGGCUCUUACAACUUCCCCCCCACGCCCUAGGUCCCUCCUAACCCUUUUACACUACACCCUUUUUCUUUUUAUUAAAUUCAUGCAACAGAAUGCACAAAAAAAGAACAGGAACUACUUUUUUUGUACAGCGUGCAAACUUUAAAAGACUGACAGUUUAUUGUUGUACAUGCUUAUAAAUAAAUAUAUAUAUGGACAAAACAAAACUACCAUGGGUUGGUGAUAGAGAAACAUAUAUUAAAAAGAAAUUGAAACUAUUUUCUAACUUGUAACUUCUAUUUAAAACAAUGAGUUGUUUAAGAUGCUGUCUUGACUUUGACAAAUGAGGGUGGUCUGUUUUAAAAUGGGGCAUUCUGUGUGAUUUUUACACCAUGCUACAGAGAAAGCAGUGAAAUGAAAGAAUAUUUAUACAGAGAAGACUUUCGUUAACAAAAGCCGAAAAAAGGUCGGUGUUGAUCUUUACAGGUUUAUCUUGUAAAAGCACCAAGAAUUUGUACUGUGCCAAAUGUUAUAAAUGCAAUAAAAAGGAUUUUUGGAAGAAAAAAGAAAA
Messenger RNA from Nothobranchius furzeri (turquoise killifish), 5340 nucleotides. It is a transcript of the gene lrrc4.1, whose product is annotated as leucine rich repeat containing 4.1. Gene Ontology annotation, cellular component: postsynaptic density membrane; plasma membrane; glutamatergic synapse. The record is from RefSeq and is a predicted model, not a curated record. Gene Ontology annotation, molecular function: protein binding. NCBI's taxonomy places the organism in Eukaryota, Metazoa, Chordata, Actinopteri, Cyprinodontiformes, Nothobranchiidae. Gene Ontology annotation, biological process: postsynaptic density protein 95 clustering; modulation of chemical synaptic transmission; excitatory synapse assembly.